Tigriopus californicus is the source of this 1295-nucleotide messenger RNA. RefSeq names its product ras-related C3 botulinum toxin substrate 1-like (gene Mtl). The record is from RefSeq and is a predicted model, not a curated record. Gene Ontology annotation, biological process: small GTPase-mediated signal transduction. Lineage: Eukaryota; Metazoa; Arthropoda; Copepoda; Harpacticoida; Harpacticidae. Gene Ontology annotation, molecular function: GTP binding; GTPase activity.
GCCUUUAACUGGCCUUACACGACUGAAUUAGUCAGGGCUCAUGUCUUCCGGACGUCCCAUCAAAUGUGUCGUGGUGGGUGAUGGCACCGUGGGCAAGACGUGCAUGCUCAUCUCGUACACCACAGACUCGUUCCCGGGGGAAUAUGUGCCCACGGUAUUCGACAACUAUUCCGCACCCAUGGUGUGCGAUGGCGUGCCCGUGUCGUUGGGCCUGUGGGAUACGGCCGGCCAAGAGGACUACGACCGCCUACGACCGCUCUCCUACCCGCAAACCGACGUGUUCCUCAUCUGCUUCUCCGUGGUUAGUCCCAGUUCGUUCGAGAACGUCACUUCCAAAUGGUGCCCGGAGAUCAAACAUCACUGUGCCGAUGCACCCAUUCUGCUAGUCGGUACCAAAAUCGAUUUAAGAGAGGACAAGGAGACGCUGCAAGCCCUGUCAGAGGCCAAUCAAGCCCCCAUCAAGCGGGAACAAGGCCAGAAAUUGGCCAAUAAGAUACGCGCCGUUAAAUAUUUGGAAUGUUCGGCACUGACCCAAAGAGGUCUGAAACAGGUGUUUGAUGAAGCCGUCCGAGCUGUGUUGCGUCCUCAACCUGUACGGAGGCGUGGCCAACGGAAAUGCAGUUUACUUUAGAGCCAACGCCCAAAGCGCGCACAUCCAUACAUCCACACCACAUACAUAUAUGCUAAGGUAUAUUCUAAAACGAGUGACCACAUCAGCCGAGCGUAAUCACAGGCUUCACUUACUCUCCGGACUAUACCAUCGAUCUGCAAGGAAUCACAUCCAAUCCAACGUCAAGUCUUGUCACAAAACUAUCCGAUGGCAGCUACGGUCAAUUCGAAGAGACUCUCUCUCUCUAUCAUAUAUGGAGGGCUCUCAAAAAGAAAAGCAAUGGCCUGAUCACAAAAAGAACCCGAAACCAUCGUCUCAAACAGCAACGAAACUCUCCAUUGGUAAUCUUGAAGUGAAGACCCCCAGUUUUUCAACAUUUUCACUCGCUUUUAUACCGCUUCCUCGGACUUGGUGUUCGAGGAAAGGAUGACGAAUCAGAAGAAUUGAUGAUGUCCCUGGGGAGGAGGGGGUCAACCUCCUCCACCGAAGUUCAUCGACAUCGAAGUAUCUCUUAGCCCCCAAUGUCUGUGAAUCUCGAGGCCCGCAUCUGAUACAACACAUAUAUAUCUACUUGAAUAUAUACACAACUAUAUUUAACGUCAAAAGAAUAUGUUGAUACCUACUACUUCAAUAACUACCAACGAUUACUACUACUACUAAUGAUAAUAAUAAAAAUAUAUGACGA